Myotis brandtii (Brandt's bat) is the source of this 2847-nucleotide messenger RNA. It is a transcript of the gene CROT, whose product is annotated as carnitine O-octanoyltransferase. The record is from RefSeq and is a predicted model, not a curated record. The transcript is spliced from 18 exons. NCBI's taxonomy places the organism in Eukaryota, Metazoa, Chordata, Mammalia, Chiroptera, Vespertilionidae. The coding region runs from base 205 to 2043 and encodes 612 amino acids. Gene Ontology annotation, cellular component: peroxisome. Gene Ontology annotation, molecular function: carnitine O-octanoyltransferase activity.
CUCUCUGCGCCUCCGUCUCUAGAGCUCAGCCUUGAACUCUGUCGCCUUGUACCCUGUGGACCCAAUGGAGGGCAGUGCGGUUGUUUGCAAACUAUCACCAGCCUAGUUCAGCCCCCGUGAUUUGAAAACAGAAUUGUUGCAACAGGCUCCUGGAACUCCUAAACAACUCCUCUUGGUGUUCUGUUUUCCUACUGUGAUUGCAUCAUGGAAAAUCAAUUGGCUAAGUCAACUGAGGAACGAACAUUUCAGUACCAGGAUUCUCUUCCAUCACUGCCUGUUCCUUCACUUGAAGAAUCAUUAAAAAAAUACCUUGAAUCAGUAAAGCCAUUUGCAAAUGAAGAAGAAUAUAAGAAAACUGAAGAAAUUGUCAAAAAAUUUCAAAAUGGUAUCGGAGAAAAAUUGCACCAGAAAUUACUUGAAAGGGCAAAAGAAAAAAGAAAUUGGCUGGAAGAGUGGUGGCUGAAUGUUGCCUACCUGGAUGUCCGUAUACCAUCACAACUGAAUGUCAACUUUGGGGGUCCGGCACCCCAUAUGGAACACUACUGGCCUCCAAAGGAAGGCACGCAAUUGGAAAGAGGAAGCAUAAGUCUUUGGCAUAACUUGAACUACUGGCAACUGUUAAGAAAAGAAAAAUUACCUGUUGAUAAAGUUGGAAAUACUCCUCUGGAUAUGAAUCAAUUCCGAAUGCUAUUUUCUACCUGUAAGAUUCCAGGAAUUUCUAGAGAUUCAAUUAUGAAUUAUUUUAGGACUGAGAGCGAAGGGUAUUCCCCAACUCACAUUGUAGUGCUGUGCCGAGGCCGCGUUUUUGUCUUUGAUGCAAUUCACGAAGGAUGUUUGAUCACCCCGCCAGAGAUUCUCAGGCAACUGACAUACAUCCACAGGAAGUGCCAUAGCGAACCUGAUGGACCUGGGGUGGCAGCAUUAACUAGCGAGGAGCGAACUCGAUGGGCAAAGGCACGAGACUAUUUGAUUAAUCUUGAUCCAGAGAACUUGACUAGGUUGGAAAAAAUUCAGAGCAGUUUGCUAGUGUAUUCCUUAGAGGAUGACAGUCCACAUGUAACACCAGAAGAUUAUUCACAGGUAAUUGCAAUGAUCCUCACUGGAGAUCCAACAGUACGCUGGGGUGACAAAUCCUAUAACUUGAUUUCCUUUUCUAAUGGAGUAUUAGGCUGUAAUUGUGAUCAUGCUCCUUAUGAUGCAAUGGUUAUGGUAAGCAUCAGCUAUUAUGUUGAUGAGAAGAUUUUGGAGAAUGAAGGAAGAUGGAAGGGUUCAGAAAAAGCACGGGAUAUGCCACUUCCAGAGGAGCUUGUUUUCACUGUGGAUGAGAAAGUAUUAAGUGACAUCAAUCAAGCUAAAGCCCAGUAUCUCAAGCAGGCAUCUGAUCUGCAGGUUGUGGCGUAUCCCUUUACACAUUUUGGCAAAAAGCUAACCAAGAAGAAGAUGCUUCACCCUGAUACAUUUAUUCAGCUUGCACUUCAGCUGGCCUAUUAUAGACUUCAUGGACGCCCUGGUUGCUGCUAUGAAACAGCCAUGACAAGAUUUUUUUAUCAUGGCCGAACGGAGACAGUGCGAUCAUGUACAGUGGAAGCCGUCAGGUGGUGCCAGGGCAUGCAGGAUCCUGCGGCCACUGCUCUCGAGAGGAAGCAAAUGAUGUUACAAGCUUUUGCAAAACAUAAUAAAAUGAUGAAAGAUUGUUCAACUGGAAAAGGAUUUGACCGUCAUCUUUUAGGCCUUUCACUCAUAGCAAGAGAGGAAGGUCUCCCUGUCCCAGAGCUCUUUACCGACCCACUCUUCUCCAGAAGUGGAGGAGGUGGAAACUUUGUUCUCUCGACAAGUCUGGUUGGGUACUUAAGGGUCCAGGGAGUGGUGGUGCCCAUGGUACACAGCGGCUACGGGGUGUUCUACCACAUCAGAGACGACAGGUUUGUGGUGGCCUGCUCAGCCUGGAAAUCCUGUGCGGAGACCGACGCGGAGAAGCUGGUUCAGCUGAUUUUCCAUGCUUUCCAGGAUAUGAUGCAGCUGAUGAACUCCGCUCAUCUCUAGAGACUCACUAUGCACUAAGCACUUACCAGUUAGACCAUGUAAACUGGGUGCUGGGAGUGGGUUGCUGAGGGGAGGUAAGGAGGAGGGUCAACUUGAAGGAAAUGUAGACAUUAAUAGAAUCAUGCUCUCUAAACCUAUACUGGCAUACAAAGUAGAAAUAUUUUUAAGCUUCCUCUGAUGCAGCAGCAAUGCAAAUUUUAAUAUAGUGAUUUUAGAACUAUGCAAAGUUUAAGCCUCAACAAUGCAAUUCUACAAAAUUUAACAAUGCAACUCUAAUUUUAACUUUUAAAUAUUUUUAUUGAUACCUGUAAAGGUUAUAAAUUCCUUCUCUGAACAUCAUGGUAGAGCAGUGAUUUUCAACUUUUUUCAUCUCAUGGCACAUCAAAAAAUGUAUUUUUUGCCAAUAUGACCAAAAAAUAGGUAUACUUUUGAUUCAUUCACCCUGGACAGCUAUUCUGUUUGCUGUUGUCACUUAUUUUUUUUUUUUGGACAAUCUAAGGGAAAAGAGGUCAGUGUCCCUGACUAGUCAGUUAUUAAAAAUGCCACGGCACACUGGUUGGAAAUCACUGUUAUAGAGUCUAUCUUUCAGGCACUUUAACAUUUUCUAAUUGCCAAAGGGUAUGAGAUACCUGGUUGGAUGCUAAUUUCCCUGAAAUCAGUGUCUUUCACAUUCACCACAGGGAUACAAGCUUACUAUAUUUGGGAAAGACCACUACAAGUUAAUGGUGAUUAACAAAAAUAGUUUCUGCUGACCUGGCCAGGGUGGCUCAGUUGAUUGGAGUGUCAUCCCGUGCACUGAAAAGC